This is a messenger RNA of Eriocheir sinensis (Chinese mitten crab), 7140 nucleotides long. RefSeq lists its product as uncharacterized. Bases 325 to 5250 code for a protein of 1641 amino acids. The record is from RefSeq and is a predicted model, not a curated record. Gene Ontology annotation, molecular function: protein phosphatase regulator activity; calcium ion binding. NCBI's taxonomy places the organism in Eukaryota, Metazoa, Arthropoda, Malacostraca, Decapoda, Varunidae. Gene Ontology annotation, cellular component: protein phosphatase type 2A complex. The transcript has 13 exons. Gene Ontology annotation, biological process: protein dephosphorylation.
CUAAUAUUAUUGUGUCAUUUUUAGCCGGUGGCGUUGGCAGCCGUGCCAGGGCGAACGAGGCGGCAGCAGGAGGCGCAGCUCCGGGCGGCCAGACGAGCCCAGUAGUGUGUUAGCCGGAGCCACGUGUGUGCUACUCGAGCAGUGAGCGUCGCCCUGCGCCUGGGAUGUGCUGGUGCAGGUGUAGUGUGAGCAGCCGAGCCGUCAGUAGUGAUCAGUGGUGGGCGGCCGUGCGCGUGGGCGGCCGGUGCGCGGUGCAGUGCAGUGCAGUGUGAGCGUGGCCGGGCCCAGCACCGGUGAUGGCGUGGCCCAGGUGCCCCGGCUAUUAUGGUUGAGAAUGUCCGCGGCCAGUGCGGGCGUGCGGCGGUGACCAGGGUGGCCAGCAGUCGAGUGGAGUUGCGUGCUUGCCGUGUGCUUGCCUGUCGCGGCGUACACGUGGUGGGCGUAAGUCCCUGCGCCGCGCCCGCCCCCUGUCCCGCCCAUUAUGGACUCUGUGUGCCCGUGGUCGUGACUCUCACCGACGAAGCAAAUGGACUUGGGACUGUACAGCCUGAUGAAGAGGCAAUCUUGAAAAUAGUGGAAGCAAACCGUAGAAAAUUUGCAGCAAAAAGAAACUCUGACUCAGCAAACCAGGAAGACAUUCGUGUGCCAGAGUUGGUGGAGGUGUCGUCGGUGUCGUCACCCCGACCAUCAGCUGCCGCCGUCGCUGCAGCACACGUUAAGUCAGCAGAGCAGCCCUCAGGGGUGGAUGUAGAAGACAUCGUGGAGGCCGUGGAGCGGUGGGUACGCGGGCCGGGAGAGGAGGAGGAAGUCGAAAGUGCCCAGCAAAGAGAGGCUCGUCAGUACAAGGAGUUGGUGGGCACGCUGGCCGAACUGGCUGCAGAGAAGCGGGCAGGGCGCGUGGCCCCUGGCCCGGAGCCGCCCACGGGGGCGCCACGUCACCAUGAGACGGUCCAACUGUUUUCUGAGCUCAUGCAGACCGACGACGUCUCGACUAUAGCGGCGCAGAUCGCUAACCAAGCGGAGCUGAUCUACCAGACUUGGAAGACAACUGGCCUAAACCCCACCGAGCUUAUCCGUUACCACAGCGUCAAUACAGAAAGCAGCCCUUUGCCCAGGGGUGAGCAGGCAUCUGACGGGGAGCAGAGCCCCAGCAGCGGGCCACCAUCAGCCGUGGCCAAGCCUCGCACGCCCGUCAGAAACAUCAGCCCAGCACCUCCUGGCUCCUCGCCUGCAGUACCAAGGAAGUUCAUUGAACCAGCAUUGCACAACGGCCGACCGCACGCCUCCUCCCCGGUGCGUAGCCUCAACACCUCCCCGCGGCCUUACAUCCCGCCGGGCACCUCGCCGCACUCCCCGAGCGGCCAGCCCCAGCCGCCGCCUGUGUUCCCCAGCAGCAACGGCGGCCCGUCCCCACACCAGUCCCCGCGCCAGGUGUUCUCCUCCGCAUCCCCCGCACCCACACAGACUCAGGGCAGCCCUCGGCCCUACGCAACAUCGCCCUCUCCCCAGUCUCCCCGUGGUUCCAUCACUUACCCGCCUCCGCCUCCAGAGAGAUCGUCUUCUUAUCCUGGCGUUGACCCUACUCAGCAGCAGGACAGUCCCUACAACAUCCUGGCAGACCCCGACCUCGGGACGUCUCUCCAGGAUCUAGUCAAUUCCUUUGUGUUAGAGGACAAGGCGCGUCACCACGCCGCCACCGUCGCCGCCCUGGCGUCCCAACGCCCAAAAAGUGCGCCUUCCUCCAUCCAGGAGGCGCUGCAGAGGUUUGAGAGGCAGAUGGCCAUCACCUCUCGCUCUGCGGGUUUCGGACCCGAGCAUGCUGGCAGCCCCCCGCCCCCAAUAGGCACGAUGGGGCGCUUUGCUCAGAUGCAAAUGCAGCAACAGCAGAUGCAGCAGCAACAACAACAAAAACUGAGCUCCACCUUCGGCGGCAGCAGCAUGAGCAUGAGCAGCAGCAGCGUCACAAUCAACACCACUGGGCGCCGCUACGGCGGCGCGCUGAGCGACUCUUCGGUCCCGUCGGACUGGUCGCGGAUGCAGAUGGAGCACGACAGCCGGAGUCGUCGCUCUGCCUCCCCGAACCCGCCAGUCUCGCAGCCCGGCUGGAACGAGACUUCGCCGCCCAACACCUCCACGUGGCCGCUCAAGAACAAACAGCCGGCCGUCGUGGAGAGAAAAGCGACCAAGCAGAGCGUCUCCGGCAUGACGUCGUCCCCAGGCCCCUCGUCGUCCUUCUCGUCCAGCAGCAGCAGCAGCAACGUCACCACGUCCACCAACUACAUCACGACGCUGGAGGCGCGAGUGGAGAGUUCUGGCCACAAGAGUUCGAGCGUGCCGCUGCGACACAAGGUUGUGACCAUGUCCGCUGUGGACCAGGAGGAGGAGCGACUCAUGCACGCCCUCCGCACCGGCACACUCAUCGACGACGGGGAACACUUGCGGCCCCUUAGCCAGGCCAGGCCCGCUGCAACGCCCUCCUUGGUCAGCCCGCCCCAGACGUCCCCCGUCAACAACACUGUCAUCACCAGCGCCGCCCCCUCCGAAGCCUCCCAACUCUCCCCGACCUCCCGAAAGCCCAAGUACUCCAUCAGCGUCACCGUUGACGUGGACAAACCCAUCGAGGUAACUCACCAAGGGACUCACCAGCAACACCACCUGCAGCAGAAGAUACACCAACAGCAGGUGCAGCACCAGCAACUGCAGCAGCAGUUGCUUCAGCAACAAAAGCUACAGUUCCAGCAUCAGAAGCAGCAGCAGCAGCACCAGCAACAGGUAAUCAAGGUGGGCAGCGUGCGCACGGCCAUCAAGCCCGGCAAGGAGGUGGACAUGUCCGUCGUGGACUUCGCCAAGGUGCGCUACCAAGAGUCUCAGCAACACCCGCACUCCUCGCAGCGCCUCGACGACCACCGCAGCAUGAUGACCAAGCAGAUCAUCAACGGGGACGGCCGCGUCAUGAUGGCCAGGACGCGCUUCGAGAACGGCAGCGCCUCCCUCCCGGACAGCAUCUGGCGGGGCUCGCUGGGCAUCCAGGCGGACGAGGUGGGCUCCACCCUGCCGGAGUUUUACCGCCGCAAGCUGCGCAAGAUGAGGAAGGCCGGGUCUCCCGAGCCCUCGCUGGUGGGCAGCAUCUCGGCGCUGCCGCACCCCGAGCUGACGGACCAGCAGAAGGCGCACAUCAGGGAGCGGUCACAGUCCCCUACCGCCGGGUACAACAGCGCCGGGGUGGCCAUCCGGCCCUUCCUCACCCAGGGCAGCGUGGCCGAGCGGGUGCUCAUCUUCGAGCGUGCCCCGGCUGAGAUGAAGCCAAAGCCCGGGGCGCCCCUCACCGCCGCCCCCGCCCCGGAAAAGCGCCGCCCCGCCAUCAACACGUGGCGCGAACCAGACGAGGUCCGCACCCUGGCCCAGGAAGGCUUGCAGUCCGCCGCGUCGGCCGCCUCGCCGCCCUCACCCGCCCGCCACCCCGAGCCGCCCGUGUCCGCCGCCCAGGACGCCGCCAAGCCUUCGGUAAGCCACAAACAGCCGCUCCGUCCACCUCCUGAGUCUACCUACGUACGAGAGAGCAGUGCAGCACAGAAGGAAAAUGCCCGGCCUCUUCCAUCCUCUGGGGGCAGCUCCCCAGUGUCCCCGCUGUCCCCCACCCCUACCAUCACCAGCCUGCCUUCCACAAGCCCCAAUGCCACCUCCCCCACAUCCCUCUCUUCAAGCCUCCAGCAGAACGCUCACCCUGCCUCCCCCAGCUCUCCACUGGGUCUACCAGGAUCUCCUGCCUCUCCCAUGCACUCGGCAAGGCUUCCUAACACUUUACGCCGUCACACAAAGUCCACCAAGAACCUCCUUAUACCCAGAUUCUACUACCCCAUGGGGCGGCCAUCCACCCAGGUGACACAGGAGCAGAUGCUGACCAGGGUGGCAGCAGUGUUCCGAGAGCAGGGAGGGCAGGUGGCGCGGGAAAACAUGGACCCACUCAUGCGUGCCUGCAGCCUUCCCCUCUACUGGAAGGCCCCACUGUUUGUCGCCGCCGGCGGGGAUAAGCUUGGCUACCUCACACAAGAACAGUUUACAGAUUACUGGAGCAGAGUGAUCUCGACCUGCCAUGACAUGGCAUCUCGGUUUGUGCGCGUCCUGAGUCGUGGUGUGCGGAACUACCUCCUGCCUGAAGACUUCCUGAGCAUGAUCCAAGAUGUGGUGGACACUCACCCAGGACUCACCUUCCUCAAAGAGGCCACUGAGUUCCACUCCAGAUAUGUGCACACAGUCAUAGCAAGAAUAUACUAUUGUGUAAAUAGAUCCUGGUCGGGUAGAAUAAACUUACCAGAAUUAAGGAGAUCCAACUUAUUGCAGGUAAUUAGCUACUUAGAGGAAGAAGAGGAUAUUAACCAAAUUACAGACUACUUCAGUUAUGAACACUUCUAUGUCAUUUACUGCAAGUUCUGGGAAUUGGAUACUGACCAUGACUUGUUCAUAGACAAGCAUGAUCUGGCCAAACACAACGAGCGGGCUCUCUCAUGGCGUAUGAUUGAUCGAAUAUUCAGUGGAGCCGUGACGCGAGGCCGCCUACAAAAGCAGGACCGCAUGGGCUACCAAGAGUUUGUGUGGUUCCUUAUUUCUGAGGAAGACAAACGCCACCCAACGGCCAUAGAAUAUUGGUUCAGGUGUAUGGAUCUGGACGGGGAUGGCUAUUUGUCCAUGUAUGAGCUGGAGUACUUCUACGAGGAGCAGCUGCAGCGCAUGGAGGCCCUGGGCAUAGAGACCCUUCCUUUCCAUGACUGCCUCUGCCAGAUGCUGGAUAUGGUUCGACCAGAAGAAAAUGAUAAAAUAUCACUCAGGGAUUUAAAGAAGUGUCGAAUGACUCCUAUCUUCUUCGAUACUUUCUUCAACCUGGAGAAGUAUCUUGACCAUGAACAGCGAGAUCCCUUCGCCUCACACCGGGCAGAGGAUGACGGGCCUGAGGUGUCAGACUGGGAUCGUUAUGCUGCUGAGGAGUACGAGCUGCUGGUGGCUGAGGAGGGCGGAGCCGACCACCAGGAUGACAUGUUUUAUGGAGAUGAAGAUGAGCUGUCAAUGGGCUGCGAGGACGCCCUAGACUCUACUCCCAGUGGCGGGCGGGGUGGCCUGGGAGGCGUGGGCAAUGGUGGGUCUCUCAACAAGCACUCGCCACUCUCUGCCACAGUCACCAACCUUGCUGCGGACCCAAUGGAUGUGGAUGAUGACUAUCCAGAUUAUGCUGACUCGGAUGACUACCAGUACUAAGAUAACUCCCCAUGGAAUAAAUAACUCAUAAUGAAGCAAAGGUUUUAGUUUCAUUAUUAUAGUGCUAUACCAGGAGUAUUCCUUUUCUGUAAUAUUUAAUGUUGUAGCUGUUCCCUUCACACUGUUGCUUGUUUGGAUGAAAAGGCAAAGCUUUAAAACUAAUUAGUUAUAUUUCUGAUGCAACAGUUAAGUAAAUUUCUGGAAAGAAUUGGGGAUUUGACAGCACAGUAGCAUAAUUUUGUUUUGUUUUGUUUUAAGGAGGGACACUCGUACUUUGCUCUAUGAAUACGAAUUAUGUUACACCUUUGACAGGUCUUAAUUCAAAACUGUUUUGUGCCAAAAUAAUUUGGUAAUAUUCAUUUAUUUUUAAAGUCUGUGCACAUUAUAUAUUGUAUAUCUUGUAUAGAACAUAGGUUGAAGAAAGAAUUAUAACUGAUUUUAUAGCUAAAUAACAGAUUGUCUACAGAAGUAUCUGCAUCUAAAUUACAUGAAUCUCAGAGCUACUGCAAAUUAUAAGAAAAUUAUUUCAAUUCUAGUUCCUAUUAAUAUGAUUACCCUACAUGUUGUUAUACAUUGAAGAUAAUCUGUUAAGCAUUGUGUGAUCAUUCCUUGAACCUUGUACUUUAAAAAAGAACCCCAAAGAGCACCUCCCUCUCUUCUUAUGUGCCAAGGAGUCACCGAGACCCCGUGAAGUGAUGUCGACCUCAGACGAGACUGUUGGAUAUGUAGCUCCCUACAUACACACACUUCUUGUUCAGCAUGUAAAUGUCAGAAGCCUUGAACCAAAGACUUUCCGAAAAGUGAAUGGAUAAUCGGAAUGGACAUUACUAAUGCGGACUAGAUAAAUAUAUGUAAAUUGUUUUUGCUUCACCUACAUGGGCCUUAUACUGUUGUGUAUCUAUAUCUUGAAAUGAGAUAAUAGCAUAUAGUGAAAUGUAUAUAAUUGCAAGAAUGGACAACAACAAAUACAAAUACUGAGAUAGGCUUCCAUGUACCAUUUGACAAUACUAUCUGAUACUUAUCUCCAAAUACUGUGAUGUACCAUCCAUAGUGCAGUGUUUCAACCAAUGUCAGUGCAUUAUAAACUUCCUCCAAGUUUCCUCAUAGUAUUUGUAUGAAACUUUUGUGUGGGGAAUGUGAAUAUGAACGUGUUUGUAUAAACUUCAAGAAAUGAGAAUAAUUCAGUGCUUUAAUUGAAUUGCCUUAUGAAAGUGGUUUACCAUAAAAGUGAGAUGAGGUAUCCUUCAUGAUGUCAUUUACCUCGUAAGUUUUGUCUUCCUCGUCAUCCACAUAAUUCAGUCCCUCCAUAAAGUGCCUCCCUCUCUUCCUGACAAUUUGAAGUGAAUUCAGGCAGUUUGUGGCUGUGAUGUAAUUGACUGCAUCUUGCUUCCCUUGUCAUCAUGCUAUUAGAACUUUUUCUUUUUCUCCCUUGAAUGUCUUGUUUAGACAAUUUGAUGCACUGUAGGCAAUGAUGCUCUUGUCUUUUGAGUUUUUUCUGCAGUCACCGUUAUUUCAUUGAUCACCUGCCUGAUAAAGAGGCUGAGCCAUUUGGCCCAGUAAGUGGAUGCACUGACCCACCGUACGUUUGUGAAGUUGACAGCUCUGGUAGUUGGAUUUUAUCUCAAUGUAUGACAUAAUUUGUGCUCCAAGAAACCUUCUUUCUGCCCGGUGCAGAAAGAUACCAAUGUUGAGAUGUUUCCUGUGAAACUUUCAUAUAGUACUCUUAUAAAUGAAAUAGUGAUUAAUUUUGCUUUAUUUGUUUAUAUAAUUUUUUGUUUUGAGCACAGAAGGUAGGUGAGAACCAUCCAUCCACAAAUAUGUAAUGAGUAGUACAUAAUGACAAUGUUUGAUAAACAAUGUUCUGAACCAAAAUCCAUUUUAAAUAUUUAU